AUGCAGAAACAACCUGCCGACCAUCCAACUGUGAGCAAGAACAUCAUGCAGAAACAACCUGCCGACCAUCCAACUGUGAGCAAGAACAUCAUGCAGAAACAACCUGCCGACCAUCCAACUGUGAGCAAGAACAUCAUGCAGAAACAACCUGCCUACCAUCCAACUGUGAGCAAGAACAUCAUGCAGAAACAACCUGCCGACCAUCCAACUGUGAGCAAGAACAUCAUGCAGAAACAACCUGCCUACCGUCCAACUGUGAGCAAGAACAUCAUGCAGAAACAACCUGCCGACCAUCCAACUGUGAGCAAGAACAUCAUGCAGAAACAACCUGCCGACCGUCCAACUGUGAGCAAGAACAUCAUGCAGAAACAACCUGCCUACCGUCCAACUGUGAGCAAGAACAUCAUGCAGAAACAACCUGCCGACCAUCCAACUGUGAGCAAGAACAUCAUGCAGAAACAACCUGCCGACCAUCCAACUGUGAGCAAGAACAUCAUGCAGAAACAACCUGCCGACCGUCCAACUGUGAGCAAGAACAUCAUGCAGAAACAACCUGCCGACCAUCCAACUGUGAGCAAGAACAUCAUGCAGAAACAACCUGCCGACCGUCCAACUGUGAGCAAGAACAUCAUGCAGAAACAACCUGCCGACCAUCCAACUGUGAGCAAGAACAUCAUGCAGAAACAACCUGCCGACCAUCCAACUGUGAGCAAGAACAUUAUGCAGAAACAACCUGCCGACCAUCCAACUGUGAGCAAGAACAUCAUGCAGAAACAACCUGCCUACCGUCCAACUGUGAGCAAGAACAUCAUGCAGAAACAACCUGCCGACCAUCCAACUGUGAGCAAGAACAUCAUGCAGAAACAACCUGCCUACCGUCCAACUGUGAGCAAGAACAUCCAUAGCGGCGGGAAGUAG
This is a messenger RNA of Salvelinus namaycush (lake trout), 918 nucleotides long. RefSeq names its product repetitive proline-rich cell wall protein 2-like. The transcript has a single exon. The coding region runs from base 1 to 918 and encodes 305 amino acids. Lineage: Eukaryota; Metazoa; Chordata; Actinopteri; Salmoniformes; Salmonidae. Gene Ontology annotation, molecular function: structural constituent of chromatin; DNA binding. The record is from RefSeq and is a predicted model, not a curated record. Gene Ontology annotation, biological process: chromosome condensation.